Peronospora matthiolae is the source of this 99-nucleotide messenger RNA. The record is from the annotation of a GenBank genome assembly. Lineage: Eukaryota; Oomycota; Peronosporomycetes; Peronosporales; Peronosporaceae.
AUGGAUGCUGAUGUCGAUGAUAUCGAUGUCGAUGAUGACGAUGACGACGAUGCUGGCAUAUUCAGCAUCGCCAAUGACCGCCAAAGGGAGGACGACUAA